This is a messenger RNA of Parnassius mnemosyne (clouded apollo), 4782 nucleotides long. Lineage: Eukaryota; Metazoa; Arthropoda; Insecta; Lepidoptera; Papilionidae. The record is from the annotation of a GenBank genome assembly.
AAAUGACAAUCAGCAGCAGCCAUCAGCUGAUUCUCUUUAUAACCUGAAAUUCACGUUGCGUACAAAAACAAAUGUAAAAUCAGUAUAAAUUUAAAUUAAUAUAUUUUGAUAUUAUUGUACACGAUUGCUUUUUCUAUUAUUGAUAUUAACUAUCAGCAAUUUCCAAAAAAUGCGAUACCUAUCCCAGAUUUUUCAAACAGUGCAUACAAUACCAAAGGACGCUAUUAUUAAAAACACCGAAAUAACAUGUAAAAGCCAGAAGGAUAAGGGUGACAAACGAGCACACAGUCCACCUGAUGGUAAGUGGUUGCUGCGGCCCAUAGACAUCUACAUCUAUCCUCGUUUGCGAAUCAAAAUGCAGAUGCGUUGUCACCCGUGAGGACUAAGAUGGAAUGCCUCAUUUCCAGUAAAAAGGGCCUCCGGCCACCUGCACUCACCAAGCGAAACGCAGAGGUAAACCUCUACUUCACGCUGGUAUUCUGUGAGGUCGUGGUACCACCCCGGUUCGAGCCGGCCCAUCCGUGCGACAGCAAAAGCUGCCGCGUGGCUCUACCACUGUGAAAAUCCAUUUUAAUCUUUGAAAGUAAAAAAUGGAUAAAAGGGAAUUUUAUCUAAGUUCCUAUUAAUUCCUAAAGGAUUAUUAGAACUAUACAUUAUUAAAUUAAAAUCUAUAAUAAAAACAAUUUUUGGUAAUAUAAUUGAAGCUACAUAAUCUUACUUCACAAGAAAUUGUGCAACAGCUUGUAACCCUAUUGGAUAAAUCAAUUAAUGAUCCAUUAAUAAUUUUAAUUAAUGGAUAAGUUUUUCGUAAUGGUAAAAAUUUAUUUAUCAUUAGUAUUAAAUUAUUAAUUAAUUUGAUAGUCUGCAAUUGAUUUGUGGCUAUUAUAAUAAAUAUCUAUCUGGCAAUCUAUACGGGAGGCCUAUAUUUAGCAGUGGACUUUUAAUAGGCCGUAUUCAAUGAAUGAAUAAAUUAUAAAAGAUUAUAAAUAUUGACAUGUUAGUAUAAUACCAUAAUUUGUUUGAGUAGCUCUAUAGAGCGGUUUUCUAAACUAGACUAGCUGCAAAAGUUAAACAAUUAUUUUCAAAUAACAUCCGGUAUAACUGUGCAGUGACGGUGUAAGAAUAUCCAUUACCCCAUAUCAUUCUGUGGAUGUCGUAAGAGACGACAGAGGGACGUCUUCCUAAUAACGAAAAUAAAAACUGCAGUUCCCAAUCUGCUUACCAGGCGUGGGAACUCUGGCAAAUAUCAUCCCUAUGAGACAAUUUAUGACAGUCUACAUUUUUCAGUGGACUUUAAUAGGCUGUAACACAAAUGGUAACAUACAAUAUAAUAUAAACUCUUAUGCCACUUACCCGGAGGGGUAGACAGGCACUACAGACUUUUAAUUGGCACAAUCCUUUUUUUUGUUACUUUCCUAAUACACAUCUCUCUCUGCUUUCUCAUAUUUAUCUAUGCAUACAUUAAUGCCCGGUUUCUGAGGUACUUUUAUCGGCAGUUUAUCUAUUCGUUAGCGUUAUUGGUUCGAUAACUUGUGAAAGUGCGUUUCCGAACAUCACAAUGUAAGAUAAACUCCGUUUAAGCUAAGUUUAAUUUAACUGACCAAUAUGUGCCAUUUAUCGGUUCUAUAACUUUAUUUGACGUUUAAUUUCAAGCAAACUACAUCAACUUUUAGGUUAUAACGUGUUAUUAUUAAAAUAAAUUGCCAGUGGGUGCUAAAUACUAAAAUUUAAGGGAUAAAAUAAUUAAUUAUUUUAAAUUCAAGGGAUAAAAUAAUUAAUAGAAGUGCAAUGAAUACGAGUAGCUCUUCGGAGUCUGAUUUGGAAGUACUGAAGUUUAUUUCUAAUAUGUCAGUACCCAGAAACUUAAGACGUAGGAGAAAUCCUUUCGAAAUGUUUACGGACGAAGAAUUCCAAUUGAGAUAUCGCUUUGAUAAGAACACUGUGAUACACCUAAGUGAUAUCAUCAGCUCUGCUCUAGCACCCAUUAUGCAUCGCAAAUAUACAUUGUCUGUGUUAGAACAAAUCUUCAUAGCAUUACGAUUUUAUGCUACCGGUACUUUUCAAAUAGUAAUUGGUGAUGACAUUAACGUUCACAAAACUACUGUUUCCAGAGUGGUAUAUAAAGUAAGCAAGGAAAUAGCAAAGCUAGCUUAGGAGUUACAUAAAUAUGCCAAACGUUGUAGACCUGAGAGAAGUAAAGGCACAAUUUUUUAAUAUUGCAAGAUUUCCAAAUGUAAUUGGUUGUGUAGAUGGAUCGCACAUACCUAUUCAAUCUCCUGGAGGUGAGCAAGCAGAACUAUUUAGAAAUAGAAAAGGUUUCUUUUCUAUUAAUGUACAAGUUGUAUGUGAUGCAAAGUUACAAAUUCGUGACAUAGAUGCCCGCUGGCAUGGAUCAACACAUGACAGUACAGUGUAUCAUAACUCAUUCCUCCGAGCACGCCUGAAUAACAAUGAGAUAGAUGGUCACCUGGAGACAGUGCAUAUCCUUGUGGAAAGUAUAUGAUGACACCAUUUUUAAACCCAGCUACAAAUGCAGAAAAACUCUACAAUGAAGCACAAAUUAAGACCAGAAACACAGUUGAAAGGACAUUUGGUGUAUGGAAAAGAAGAUUUACAUGCCUUUCUCAAAAAUUAAGGCUAAAAUUAGAUCACACAUUAGCUGUGAUUGUUGCAACAGCUGUGUUACAUAAUAUAGCUCUACAGCAAAAUGAUACUGUGGCGAUUGAUUCUGCUCCAGAAGAAAAUAUUGUUACAGAACUGAUUGAACAACCUCUUUCCUAUGAAGGAAACCAUGUUCGUCGGUUAUUGUUGGAGCAAUAUUUUAGUUAAACAAAUCUUCUUUUUUGGUGUGUGUGCCGGACGGGCGUAACUCUCCGGAGUAAAUGUUGUCGAAGAUACUCCGCGAGCCGCUCACGUCCUACACCUAUAGGUUCCGGUGGAUACUUUCACUACCGCCUUUGUAUAUGCUGUUGGAGAACUGUGGACUGAGGUUCAGAAUUAAAAAUGCACGAUUUAUAAAUUAAAAUAGCAAGGGAGUGGCCAGCGGUUCGACUGAUUAAUUAGUUACGAAAUAUUAUAACUUAUUUAUUUAUUUAACACUGUUUUUCAACUAUGAUUGUUCACUAUAUAUUUUAAAACACAGAUUUAAUUAAACACACAGUAAUAUUAAAAUUUCUAUUGGUUUUUUAAAAUUUCUAUUCGUAUUUUCAAAAUAUCUGUUGGUAAUAUCAAAUUUCUAUUGGCAGUAUCAAGUUUCUAUUGGUAUUUUCUACUAUUUCUAUUGGUAAUUUUAAAUAUCUAUUGAAAGUAACAAAUUUCUAUUGGUAGUAUCCAAAAUUUCUAUUGGUAGCAGCUGGUUUUCUAACACUACUGACUAGCAGCUAUUAAUCAACUAAAAUUAGUUGAAUUUAACACUUUUGUAACUGCGAAUAUCAGUUACCACUUUUUCCGUCUAGCUAACACUUUUCACUAUAUGUAACGGCGAAAUUUCCGUUACCACUUUAUUCGGCUAGCUAACACUUUUUCACUAUAUGUAACUGCGAAUAUCAGUUACCACUCUUUUUAGCUAGCUAACACUAUUUUACUAUAUGCAACUGAGAAUUUUUAGUUGCCACUUUUUUCGACUAUGUGUAACUGCGAUUUUUCAGUUACGACCUUUUUCGGCUAGCUAAACUUUUUCUAUUUCACUAUAACUUUUCACUGUGUUCUGCUACUAGUCACUUCAGCUACUACCGGAUACUACUGCUUGUUACUGGUAGUUCUUCCUACUACAAUGUUACUGUGAUUUGCCCCCAUAAGGUAGACUUCGGCUAUACUCUAUAGAGAGCCGCUUGCCAAUUUCCGGUUUUGCCCUUUUAUUAUCAAACAUUUUCAUUACGUAAUUUGCACAAAUCGCAAUUUUUCUAUAUAAUGCUAAUUUUUACAUUAACACGCUAUACACUUUAAAAUAGGCAUUUUGGUCCUUUAUCAUUAUGUGAUAAGGGUUACUUGAUAUAUUUACAUUCAAAAAAGUUAUUAAUCAAAAUGUACCUAAUUUACAUAACAAAAGUGCACAUUAAAUCUUUAAUUUUACUAUAUUUCUCAAAUGCGUUUAUUUACAUAAAUUAUCUAUUUACUUAUUUCAAUCUAUAUACCAUAUGCUAACUAAAUAUCGUAUUUACAAUUCUUUCAGAACAUAAAAAUAUUCUCAUUAUUUUCAUAUAAACUAUUGCGCAGUUAAUUAACUUCUAGAAAGUUCCACGAUAUGCUGCGCUGUGAUUGGUCGAAAUUUUAUUUAAUGUUUAAAGUCGUUUAUAUCAACUUAUUAUUAAAACGAUACUUUAUACAAAUAUAUUACGAGUUGUAAACAUACUGUAAAACUAUAUUAAAACACAAUUAGUUCGAUUUUGUCGCUAAUUUCACUUUUUAAAACACUUUAAUAUUCUUUAAUCACUUUUUGCUUAAAGUCUUUAAACCGUCGCGAACAGUGUGCUUUCAACAUCUUUCAGAAGAGGUGAAACUUUUCUUUUGCAACCUUCAACUUGUUGAGGACUUAAAAGGAUUUCAUGCACAGAAUCUUCUUUUGCACCCAAUACUAUGCAUUUGUCUUCAGAAGAACCCUGUGUAUUAUUUAAUAUAAUUGUGUUUCAACAAUAUCUGUAAUGAAUAAAUUGCAAAAAUCAGUCACUAUUGUGUAAUAUGUAAUUUAAGCUGAUGAUUGUACAGACAAGUUUGUAAUUUAACUACAGCACUAGAAAUUUUUGCAUGGGUACUUAAAACACAUUAAAUAAAUGAUUAUUUAAU